AUGGUGAACCAUCAAGCUAUCGUCAUGGUGGAAGAUCAAGGAAAUUACCACGACCUGUACCAGUGGUCAGUGGAGUCCUACGCAGACUUCUGGGCCGAAUUCUGGACGUUCAGUGGCAUCGUGUCUUCGCGCAUGUAUGACGAGGUGGUGGACCCCUCCAAAGGGGUGGAGGACGUCCCCGAGUGGUUUGCGGGCAGCCGUCUGAACUACGCGGAGAACCUGCUGCGGCACCCGGAGAACGACAAGGUCGCCCUCUAUGUGGCCAGGGAGGGCAGGGAGGAGAUCGUGAAGGUGACCUUUGAGGAGCUGCGGCAGCAGGUGGCGUUGUUCGCGGCCGCGAUGCGGAAAAUGGGAGUGAGGAAGGGAGACCGGGUCGGUGUCCUGGACCGGUUUUCCCAAAUCCAGCCGAAGCUCAUCUUCUCCGUGGAGGCCGUGGUGUACAACGGCAAGGUGCACGGCCACCUGGACAAGCUGCAGCAGGUGGCCUCAGGGCUGCCGGACCUGGAGAAGGUGGUGGUGAUCCCCUACGUCGCCCCCCGGGAGGAGGUGGACGUCUCCAAGGUCCCCGGCAGCGCUUGGUCUCCGUUCUCUGACUCGGAAUCCAUCUCUCGCUGUCCAGGCGGCACCGACAUCAUCUCCUGCUUCAUGGGCCAGAACGUCUCUCUCCCCGUCUACAAAGGCGAGAUCCAGGCCCGCAACCUGGGCAUGGCCGUGGAGGCCUGGGACGAGGCAGUGCACUCGGCCAGCGGCGGUGGAGCUGGGACCUCAGCGGCCGUCUGUCCAGGGCUGUUUGUGCGAAGCGCUUGCUUCCUGCAGGCUCUAGACGCCUCUGCUGCCGCAGGUGUCUGGGCGCAUGGCGACUACUGCAAGAUCAACCCCAAGACGGGGGGCAUCAUCAUGCUGGGCCGCAGCGACGGCACGCUCAACCCCAACGGAGUGCGCUUCGGCAGCUCGGAGAUCUAUAACAUCGGUAGGCGCGCCCUCUCCGGAGGGUCCUCCAGUCCCCGGGAGGGAGGGUGUCCUGCGGGGAGCCCGAGGUCGGCUUCCCCACGACCUCCCCUUCGGCCCCACGCCUCCCGCCGUGAGUUGGGCACGGAUGAGCGUGUCCUUCCCGGAUGUACCUCGUCCCCGUUUUUGCAGCUCCCAGGACGUCAGGAGGGGGCUCUUUGGGGGGUCCCCGGCCCAGCCGCCCCCCCAUCACUGCCCUGCUCCUGGUGAGCUGUGUGAGGUUGGUUACCUGUGCCUGCUCCUUGUGAGUGAAGGUACAGAGCACAGAGCGGUUGCAUGAGUGCUGAAGGUCACACAGCACCACACAGGGCGCCAAAUACAGGGUGGGCCCCUGGGCCUCACAGCUGCACGCCCCCCAAUGGGGAUGGAGCCUGCAACCCGGGCAUGGGCCCCCACCGGGAAUUG
This is a messenger RNA of Myotis davidii, 1413 nucleotides long. RefSeq names its product acetoacetyl-CoA synthetase (gene AACS). Gene Ontology annotation, molecular function: acetoacetate-CoA ligase activity. The transcript is spliced from 10 exons. The coding region runs from base 1 to 1218 and encodes 405 amino acids. The record is from RefSeq and is a predicted model, not a curated record. Gene Ontology annotation, biological process: positive regulation of insulin secretion. Gene Ontology annotation, cellular component: cytosol. NCBI's taxonomy places the organism in Eukaryota, Metazoa, Chordata, Mammalia, Chiroptera, Vespertilionidae.